Bufo gargarizans (Asiatic toad) is the source of this 1793-nucleotide messenger RNA. RefSeq names its product DnaJ heat shock protein family (Hsp40) member A2 (gene DNAJA2). The transcript has 9 exons. Gene Ontology annotation, cellular component: cytoplasm; cytosol. Gene Ontology annotation, molecular function: Hsp70 protein binding; ATP binding. Gene Ontology annotation, biological process: response to heat; protein refolding. The record is from RefSeq and is a predicted model, not a curated record. Bases 94 to 1326 code for a protein of 410 amino acids. Lineage: Eukaryota; Metazoa; Chordata; Amphibia; Anura; Bufonidae.
GUGACGUCGCUCUCUGGUUUCCGGCCUCUUUCUGUCCUCGCUGCCCGGGUCUCUCUCCUCCUGUCCCCGCAGCAGCUUCCCCAGGUACCGGCCAUGUCCAACGCCGUCGACACUAAGCUCUACGACCUGCUGGGGGUCCAGCCCGGCGCCAGCGAGAACGAACUAAAGAAGGCGUAUCGCAAGCUGGCGAAGGAGUAUCACCCGGACAAGAACCCCAAUGCCGGAGACAAGUUCAAGGAGAUCAGCUUUGCCUACGAAGUCCUAUCCAACCCAGAGAAGCGCGAGCUGUACGACCGGUAUGGGGAGCAGGGCCUGCGGGAAGGAAGCGGAGGCAGCGGCAUGGAUGACAUAUUUUCACACAUUUUUGGCGGUGGCCUCUUUGGGUUCAUGGGUGGACAGAGCCGAAGUCGCAACGGCAGACGAAGAGGAGAAGACAUGAUGCACCCUCUAAAAGUCUCAUUGGAAGAUUUAUACAACGGAAAGACCACCAAACUUCAGCUCAGCAAGAAUGUGCUGUGUGGAUCCUGCAGCGGACAAGGCGGUAAGAGUGGAGCGGUUCAGAAGUGCACAGCUUGCAGAGGCCGGGGUGUGCGUAUAAUGAUCAGACAGCUGGCUCCAGGCAUGGUACAGCAGAUGCAGUCCGUCUGUUCUGACUGCAAUGGGGAAGGGGAAGUAAUUAAUGAAAAAGACCGCUGCAAAAAAUGUGAAGGCAAAAAAGUUAUGAAAGAGGUGAAAAUUUUGGAGGUUCAUGUGGAUAAAGGCAUGAAGCACGGGCAGAGAAUCACAUUUGCCGGAGAAGCAGAUCAGGCCCCUGGGGUGGAGCCGGGGGAUAUCGUCCUGGUCCUGCAGGAGAAAGACAACGAGUCUUUUCAGAGAGACGGCAACGACCUGCACAUGACACACAAGAUCGGCCUGGUUGAGGCUCUGUGUGGCUUCCAGUUCGCGUUCAAGCACCUCGACGGACGGCAGAUUGUUGUCAAAUAUCCCCCAGGAAAAGUCAUUGAGCCAGGCUCAGUUCGUGUGGUUCGGGGUGAAGGCAUGCCUCAGUACCGCAAUCCCUUUGAAAAAGGCGACCUCUUCAUCAAGUUUGAUGUCCAGUUCCCAGAAAACAAUUGGAUUAACCCAGAAAAACUCACGGAACUUGAAGAUUUGUUGCCAGCCAGACCAGAAAGCGCCAACAUCACCGGAGAAACAGAGGAGGUCGACCUUCAAGAAUUUGAGAACACCCGUGGCUCCGCAGGAGGACAGAGGCGCGAGGCGUACAACGACAGUUCAGAUGACGAGAGCAGCCACCACGGCCCCGGCGUGCAGUGUGCGCACCAGUAACCAUUUCUACACACAAUUGCACAAAAGGAUUUUCUUUCGAAUAAUUGUUUUUUUUUGGCUGUUUUCUUUGUUCCUUUUUUUUUUUUCGCGAUCCAGCGCAACGCCCAAUCAAUCGUUCUGACGGACAGCUGUCGCUCUACAUGUUCCUUUUUAAAUUGGUUCUAUAGUAUUUUCCGAGUGAUUCAUUUAAGACGUAAAACUAACCACAAGGCUUUACCUGCAGAUUUGACUGUUCUAUAGCGAAACAAUAAAAUCCUCCCCGAAAAGGAAGCGAGGGACGAGGCCUGAAUCUGCUGCUCUUUGUACCGACCGCUUGAGUUGUUAUCAGUCUGUGUAGUUUUACGUUUCCUGUUUUACGUUCAGACCUGUAAAUGUGUAAUUUUUUUAUUUUUUUUGUUCUGGAGCUGUGUAUUUGGCUGCACUUACAUGACCUGCUACGUAUAGAAUAAACAAUUUCGUGGUCUGUA